Messenger RNA from Acaromyces ingoldii, 2533 nucleotides. RefSeq lists its product as hypothetical. Lineage: Eukaryota; Fungi; Basidiomycota; Exobasidiomycetes; Exobasidiales; Cryptobasidiaceae. Gene Ontology annotation, biological process: amine metabolic process. Gene Ontology annotation, molecular function: copper ion binding; quinone binding; primary methylamine oxidase activity. The transcript has 3 exons. The record is from RefSeq and is a predicted model, not a curated record. Bases 1 to 2184 code for a protein of 727 amino acids.
AUGGCGCCCACUGCUGCUAGCCCUCUGCCCACGCCCGCCGCAACGGUGGGCUGCUGCGCCAAAACCAAGCAGGCGGCCCUCACCAAGCCGCAGCAGCAGCACUGGCAUCCCCUUGAUCCACUUGACGCGCAAGAACUCAGAGACCUGCACCGGAUCGUGCAUGCAUACGUGGCCGAGGAAACAAGCAUCAAGGCAUUCAAGUACGUCUCUUCCUACCUCGUCAACCCGCCCAAGGAGGCAGUGCUGGCUGCACUGGGGCUGCCGCUGCCCCGGACAGCCCUCAACACCGACAUCGAAGCGUCGAAGCGGCUCCUGGCGCGGCGCCGGGCUGAGUGCCAGAUUGUCGAUGUCAUCGCCGGGCGUGCCUACGAAAUCAUCGUCGAUGUGGCCCCGGGCAAAGUCGUCGAGGCGAGGCUGCUCAAGGAGGGCCUCCAGCCCUCGCUGCACCCCGACGAGGUCGGCCAGGCCGAGGAUGCGCUCCGGUCGGACCCGCGCGUCGUCGAGCUGGCCCGGCAGGUGGGCAUCGAGCCCGAGCAUCUCUAUGCCGACGGCUGGUCCAUUGGCUACGACGACCGCUUCGAGGCUGGGCGGCGCGUGCAGCAGGCCCUCGUGUAUGCGCGCAAGAGCGAGCACGAGAACCUGUAUGCACACCCAAUGGACUUUUCCGUCGUGCUCGACAUGAACACCAACGAGGUCCUCUCCAUUGACUUUGGCCGCUUCCGGACCGCAGACGACGACUACAUCGACGGGCAACCCCCCGCUGGCCCGACGCCAGAUCCCCAGGAGGGUCUGCGGCUGAGCGGGCGUGCACGGAUGGCGCCGCCGAUGCGGUCCUACGACUACCUGCCCGAGCUCAUGGCCAAGGAUGCGGCCAUGGCCAAGCCGAGGACGGACCUGAAGCCGCUGUACGUGGUGCAGCCCGAGGGCGUGAGCUACACGCUGCGGGGCAAUGAGAUCUCGUGGCAAAAGUGGAACUUUCACAUUGGCUUCCACCCGCGCGACGGCCUCGUCAUCUCGACGGUCACCUACAACGACGGCGGCGAGGUGCGCCCGCUGUUCUACCGCCUCUCGGUGGCCGAGAUGGUGGUGCCGUACGCAGACACGUGCUUCCCCCACCCGCGCAAGUUUGCCUUUGACGUGGGCGAGUACGGCAUGGGGACGCAGGCCAACAGCCUCAAGAUUGGCUGCGACUGCCUCGGCACCAUCUCCUACCUCGACGGCUCCUUUGUGGGCCUCGACGGGCAGCCAAUCACCAUCGAGCAGUGCAUCUGCAUCCACGAGGAGGACGCCGGCCUGGCCUUCAAGCACACCGACUACCGGCCCAAUGGGCGGGUGCACUCGGCCCGGAAUCGGCGGCUGGUGAUCCAGAUGCUGUGCACGAUUGCCAACUACGAGUACAUCUUCAACUACAACUUCUACACCGACGGCAACGUCGAGCUCCAGGUCCGGCUCACGGGCAUCCUCAACCUGUCGCUCAAGGCGCCCGGUUCGGCCGAGGCGAACCCGUACGGCGUCGAGGUGGCGCCCCAGGUGACGGCGCAGCUCCACCAGCACAUCUUCUCCCUGCGUGUGGACCCCAUGAUUGACGGCCACGAGAACACGGUGGUGCAGUCCGAGAUUGAGCCCACGGGCGCGGCCACGGGCACAUCGUUCAACUACCUCGGCAACGGCUUCCGGCAGCGCAGGCGCGCCCUCACGGCCGCAGGCGGCUACGGCUGGGAUCCCAGCCGGCACCAGACGUACUCGAUUGUGAACGCGAACCGGACGCACUACGCCUCGGGCCUGCCCGUCUCGUACCGCAUCCACACGCGCGACUACGAGACGCUGGCGACGGCGCACGACUCGAUUGUGAGCAAGCGGGCCCGGUUUGCGACAAAGGCCCUCUGGGUCACGCGGCACGACGAGGCGCAGCUGUGGCCCGCGGGCAAGUACGUGGCCCAGCAGCGCGACACGGCCGACGACUGCAUCUCCGAGUGGGUCAAGGAGCGGCAAAAGACCGACGACGAGGACGUGGUGGUGUGGGUCACCUUUGGCAUCACCCACGUGCCCCGGCCCGAGGACUUCCCCAUCAUGCCCGUCGAGCACCUCUCCGUCUGGCUCAAGCCGGCCAACUUCUUUGACUGGAACCCGGCGCAGGACCUGCCGCAGAUUGCCGACUCGUACUCGCGCCGCGUCGAGGCGUGACUGUAUUCUACUCCCAAACUCAAUUGUGUGCUCUUAAUGUCAGUCCGUGUCAGUAUCGGCUUCCGUCUCGGCACUUCAAGCUCCAAUUAUGGCUUGUAAGACUCGUGGUCGAGCCUGGCUCAGAGACUGAGCUUUGAGAUAUACUCGACGAAGAUGGCAGUCGGCACCUGCAGCAUCUUGCCUGAGGGCGACGUGAUCUCGAUGGUGGUCACGCAGCUCUAUCUGGACGCGGGGUAGAGCGUGCGGGCGCUUGUCGUCUAAUCCUAAGCGCCAGGCGCGCGGGUAGUCGCUCGCUCGAGAGAUAAGUGCGGGGCCAAGAUAAGCUAGCCCCACCCAGUCAGGUCCCAAG